CAUCCUGAAACUUGUGAGGGCGGAGGACGACUUGUCGUGUCAGCAUGGCAUCUCUGAUGAACUCCGCGUGCCUCCUCUUCUUGCCUGUUGCUCUGCUCCUGAUGCUCAGCCCGUGCCCUGUUGCUGCGUCGUCGGCCAGAAGGUGUCACUCUAUCUAUAAGGGUUUCGCUCAGUGUCUGAUGGCGCUGGGAGACAGUCUCGCCAACAACGGCCGCAAGGACGAGGACACACACGAGAUACACUCCAUCUGCAGGUCGUGGGAUGAGUUCCAUGACUGCGCCAACGUGGCGAUGGCUGGCUGUCCGGACGAAGCUGCGGCGGUUUGGGAAUCCCUCCGCCAGGAAUCCAAGAAGAUGCAAUUCUCCGGAAACCUGUACGACAUGUGCUCCAAGCGCGACGACCACCCAGUGGCCCCGGCAUCCCCACGCGGCUCAUCCAACCAGGAAGAGAUCAACCAGGAGUCUUUAAGAGGUGGCGUCGAUCCCCUGGCAGGCGACCUCCACCGUCUCAUGCUACUGUCUCCUCUGCUGCUGCUGUUGUUUUGGAUAUAGCUACCCUAAGAGAAACGGGACUAGUGUGAAUAGAUAUAAACUUUGUGUAUUUUUUUUCCCCCCUCCACAAGUCCGUCGACUUUCCACUUCUUUUUUCCUCUACUCUGCCAGGGGUUGAAUAUUUCUAACUGCAUGUUCAAAGGCCCGGCAGGCUUUUUUGAUGAUGCGUCUUUAAACUGCCAGUGCCGUUUCAUGCAUAAUCUCUGCCUUUUAAUUAGUCUCUCUGUUGGAAACGCACACAAUUUAUACAGAGAUACACAACCACUGUACAAAGAGAACUGAAAACACAUACAUAGUUAAACAGACAGCAGCCUAAUGUCAUCUGUCUUUACCGCCUUUCCCCCUAAAUCUAGUUUAUCUAGUUAGCAUGAGCUUGUAUGAUGCUUCCAGGGGGAGUUUAUCUUGUAACAGAGAAAUAACAAAGACCAACUAGAUUAACCUGAAAACUAAGGGAUGAAGAGGCCAGAUGCCACGACCAGCUAAACUCAUUCAUUCAUCAGCUUUACAGUGUGAAGCAUUUGAUAAUUAUGUCAAUCUAACAUAACUGGCUUGCCUGCUUGAUGGAGAGAGGGAAAAGAGAAGUUGAAGUAUUGCACGUCAGGUUGCUGUAAAUUAAUAAUAACUCAGAGACAAUAUGACUCAACAGUUUGACCCAAGCGCUGCUGGAAGUCUCCAAUGCCGAACUUUUCAACUCCCGUUCAUUUCCCUCUCUAAACUCAGCAUAUGUUGAAGCCCCCCUUUCUGUGACCAACGACAAUGAAAAGCUUAAAAAAAUAUAAAUGAAUAAGGAAUAAAACCCAUACAACUAUUUUUGUUAUAGUUUGGUGAAUUUUUAGUUUGACAAAUUUGACACUUGGAAGCAAAAAAAGCAAAGCAAGAAACCUGUGCCCAACACACAAUAAACAUAGUUAAAGACACAAUGAAAACAUUUUGGUUGUCUUGCUAUCUGUCAAAUAUACUGUUACACACACAUCGUCGGAUGCUCAGUACUGAGUGAGACAUAUCAUAGCAGAGAGAACAAAAAAUCCAAAUUGUGGCUACAUUUUACUCGAGAACUGAUCAUUUUCGUUGUCACAAAUGCAAAAAAAGAGAGGUAAUACCAGCAUUUUAUCUAAACAUUUGGCCAACCAGCAGAACAUAAAUCUGUAGGAAUGCACAGUUUUUGAAUGUUUGGCAAGCAGCCUUCCAUCCUCUUGCUCAAUAAAGGCUUAUUUGCAUACAUACAAGAAUAAUAAAGCAUUAUUAAUUGUUUUCUUAAUUAAUUGUCUUUUUCUCUCACAAUAUAAUAAAAAAGAUC
Molecule: messenger RNA, 1848 nt
Organism: Anoplopoma fimbria (sablefish)
Lineage: Eukaryota; Metazoa; Chordata; Actinopteri; Perciformes; Anoplopomatidae
Gene: nrn1la
Product: neuritin 1-like a
Exons: 3
Coding region: 45-551 (168 amino acids)
Biological process (GO): nervous system development; neuron projection extension
Cellular component (GO): plasma membrane
Source: RefSeq, a predicted model, not a curated record